AGGAAAGGAAGGGAAGGAGGAAGGGAAAGGAGAGGAGAGGAAAGGAAGGAGGGGAGGAAGGAAGGAGGAGCUGAGGCGGCCGCGCACGGACCGGCGGGACCCGCCACGGGAGAUCCUGCGCGGCUCCCGGCGCUGCCAGCCAUGCUCACGGCGGGAUGAAGCUGCAGGCGGUGGUGGAGCAGCUGCAGAAGCAGCAGCAGCAGCAGCAGCAGCCAGCGGCUCCCAUGGAUUGCCGGGAGCGCCAGGUGCCCUUCCCAAAACCGCCCUUCCCCGCCCAGCCCCGCGCCGGCCCCGCCACCAUGGCACCCGCUGUCCCCUUGGGCUGUCACCCCCCUCCUGCCAGCCGGCCCGAGCACAGCGCCAGGAACUCCGAGGAGGAGGAGGAUGAAGAUGACGAGGAUGACGAUGAGGAGGAGGAUGAAGAAGACGGCAGCGAGCUGGAGGUGCCCUCCCGGGAAAGCUGCUCUGCCCUCAAGUAUUUCCGUGCUCCCAAAGCCAGCCAUGCCAACCAAAGAGUGGCCUCCAGCCCCGGGGCAGCCCUGGGCCACCAGCAGGGCAGGGAGGAGCAGGGCAAGGACUCUGGCAAACAUCCCGGAGCCACGGCGGGGCGGCCAGGCUGGCGCCUGGAGGAGCAGCUCAAACAGAACGGCAGCGUGAGCUGGAGCGACGACGGCGACGGGGGCCGGGGCAGGGAAAUCUCCCGAGACUUUGCCAAGCUCUAUGAACUGGACAGUGAUCCUGAGAGGAAGGAAUUCCUGGAUGACCUCUUCAUCUUCAUGCAGAAGAGGGGAACUCCCAUCAACCGGAUCCCCAUCAUGGCCAAGCAGAUCCUGGAUCUCUACAUGCUCUACAAGCUGGUGACUGAGAAGGGAGGGCUGGUGGAGAUCAUCAACAAGAAGAUCUGGAGGGAGAUCACCAAAGGCCUUAACCUGCCCACCUCCAUCACCAGCGCCGCCUUCACCCUGCGCACGCAGUACAUGAAGUACCUCUACGCCUACGAGUGCGAGAAGAAGUCCCUGAGCUCCCCGGCCGAGCUUCAGGCCGCCAUCGACGGCAACCGGCGCGAGGGCCGCCGGCCCAGCUACAGCUCCUCCAUGUUCAGCUUCUCCCCCUCCACACCUGGGCCUCCCUCCCUGCUGUCCCCUCCCAAAAUCCGCUUUCCCAUCAUCGGUGUGGCGCCGGGCAGCGGCAGCAGCAGCGCCCGCGUGGCGCCGGCCGUCAGGAAAGGUGACAGCGUCCCCCUGAGCGUGUCCAUGCCGAGCCGCAUCCAUGCCGUGCCGGUGGCCCUGGCUGGCCAGCAGGGGGCCGUGGCAGCCAGGACGGCCACGCUGGAGCAGCUGCGGGAGCGGCUGGAGGCGGGAGAGCCCCCGGAGAAGAAGGUGCCACGCAUGACGGACGAGGAGCAGCGGCUGGUGCAGCAGGCGCUGCAGCGCAACCUGUUCAGCAUGGCCCGCCAGAUCCCCAUGAAGAUCAAAAUCAACGGCAAGGACAAGGGUGACUCAGCAGCGGCGCUGAACCUGUCCCCAAACGGCAUCGGCAGCAUCAACAUGUCUGUGGAGAUCAAUGGCACCACCUAUGCUGGGGUGCUGUUUGCCCAGAAGCCCGUGGUGCAGCUCCUGGCCGGCUCGGGCAUGCAGAGCUCGUGCAGCAGCAGCAGCUCCAGCAGCAGCUCCAGCAGCAGCUCCAGCAGCUCCCACUGCUCCCCCAGCCCUACCUCAUCGAGGGGCACAGAGCCCUCCACCAGCUGGUCCCUCUGACGGGCACGCCCCGCCCCGGGAGUGCACACAUACCUCAUCUCAAGGAACCUGCUCUCGUGGCUGCCCAGGAGGAGGAGGAGGAGGAGGAUGAUGAUGUGGUGGUGGUGAAACCUUUCCAUGCCAGCGAGUUUUCCUUCAUUGUCUCUUUGUCCAGCCUGGUUUUGCUUUGUUGCCCCCUUUUCCUUUCUCCCUUGUGCUCUUUGUUUCCUCCUCCUCCUCCUCCCGGGUUUGUGGUGUUCCCGUGGAGGGGGGGCACACCCGGCGUUUCUCAAUCAGGGAUGGGCUCCAGGCGUGGCCAGGACGUCACCAGGGCAGGGAAAGGGCCGGGGCUGGGGCUGGGAAUCCUGGUCCUGCUGGAACCAGGAGCCCCCAGGGCUUUUCCCAGCCCCAACUCCGUGUUUUGACAAUCCUGAGAGCCGGGGGUGCCUGGCCCUGUGGCAAUAUUCUGCUGUUCCUUCCUGCUAUGUCCCCAUGUGAUGGUUCUGGCACCAUCAGCUGCUCGGUCCUGGCUGGUGCCACCUCACCCCUUGAGCCCUGAGUGUCCCCUGAGGAGUGAUAGCUCCGUGUCCCACCCCUCUUGUGUUGGUCCAGGCUCCCUGGAGCAGCUCUGGAAGCUCUGCAGGGCUGCUGGUGGGAUCCAGCUGAAUGGAGGGGGGGUUAGUUUGAGGAUUUGG
Molecule: messenger RNA, 2431 nt
Organism: Catharus ustulatus (Swainson's thrush)
Lineage: Eukaryota; Metazoa; Chordata; Aves; Passeriformes; Turdidae
Gene: ARID3B
Product: AT-rich interaction domain 3B
Exons: 9
Coding region: 156-1757 (533 amino acids)
Biological process (GO): regulation of transcription by RNA polymerase II
Cellular component (GO): nucleus
Molecular function (GO): DNA binding
Source: RefSeq, a predicted model, not a curated record